UGAAACCAAAUACCCUGCGAUAUGGUAAAAGGAUUUGGUGGAAAGGGAAAGAAAGAGACAAAUGCUUUUGUCAUGCUUACCACCUUUAUCCGUUGAAAAAUCUUUUCUCCACCGCAGACCCAGAAAAAUAAUAAUAUUGUUUUCUUUUAACCUUUUUGUUGUCUUCUUAUAAAGAGAUGUAAAACACACAAAUACAUUCAGAUUUGAGCUUUCUUCUUAUAUCUUCUAGGGGGACCAGAGAAUCAAAAAUAUAUUGGUUCAACUUCUCUUGAAAAGUGAAGUACUUUGUUUUUCUCUCCAAUGUUUUUCUCUCCAAUUUGAAUGAUUCUGGUGUUUGUUAGCCAACCAACAUGCUCAGAUUCCAAGAAGAAUGGAUGCUUACAAUUGUACCGUCAUAAUCUUCUGCAUCGCCUUGUUUGCAAUCAAUCUAGUGUUUUCAUGUUUCACUUGCUUCUCCAUUCUAUUCAUGACAGAGGAAAACAAGGAUUUGAGUGAUCUCAGGAAGAAUCUUAUCGAACGAGAAGAAGCCAAACCGGAUGAGAAGGUAAUGAUCAUUACAGUCUCGGGUAGCCAAGGAUUCUCAGACUCCAUUGAUGAUGAUUGUGGCCAAGAUUGCUCUCAUGAGGAUAUUUGUGCUUGUUAAAAGAAAAAGUUUAGGUUUAUGUUUCUUUGGAGGCUGAGAUUUAAAGGUUCCACUAAGACAUGGAAAAGAAGAAGAGAAAACAAAUUCCACUCAGAGAAAGUAAAAUAUAAAAGUUUAACAACCAAGUUGUUAGUUGACAAAAGUGACAAUUAAGAAAUUAAUAAAAAAGAAAAACAAAAAAAAACCAAGUGCUAAUAGUGACACAUAUUUAUGGGAAACAAAAAAAAACUCUUUUUGUAUUAUUUUCUAUGAACUUUAUAAUUGCAUAAUAAGGGAAAAUGAUUGAAUCAUAUUCAUCGUUGAUUAGUAGUUAGUUAGAUGUUAGAUCACUAAUAUAUAAAGAAUAUGAGUUAGUUCCAUAAUCCUUUCCACGAACUCGAAGCUUCGAUGGACGCAUUUAAUAUAUUU
Messenger RNA from Camelina sativa (false flax), 1051 nucleotides. RefSeq lists its product as uncharacterized. The record is from RefSeq and is a predicted model, not a curated record. NCBI's taxonomy places the organism in Eukaryota, Viridiplantae, Streptophyta, Magnoliopsida, Brassicales, Brassicaceae.